AUGGGAAGUCCAGGAAGUCUUGGUACCUACCGCCGUGGCGAUGUGGGACAGCGCGUGAUCAGCAACGCAAGUGCAAAGACACUGGGGGCAUUGUGCCAACAACAGCCGUACACCAUUCAACUUGAGACUCUUGCUUUUGCACCAGGAUUCAGUGUGCUCAAUGACCGGCUUGGCAUAUCUUCAACUGUGAUGGGUGCUGGUGUUUCCUUCAAGUUAUUGGCUCCAGCAGGCGGUCGCAAGGGUUCAAUAGCAUCAGCAGGCCCUCGCCACGUUGAAAUCGUCUUGAAACAUUGCACAGGCAGAACGUGUAUCUCAGAUGAUUUGGACCUCUUCCAGCAAAGCCAGCCUUAUGCCCCAAUCAGGUGCCUUGAUGUGCAUUGGCCUUCUCGGCCAUGUGCGCCUGAUGAUCCAAAAACGGAUCUCAUACAAACCUUGUACCUCUUGAAGUCUCGUAUGCAGCCAUUAGCGUUGCUUGAGUGA
Messenger RNA from Effrenium voratum, 480 nucleotides. The record is from the annotation of a GenBank genome assembly. Lineage: Eukaryota; Dinophyceae; Suessiales; Symbiodiniaceae.